This is a messenger RNA of Cottoperca gobio, 5870 nucleotides long. It is a transcript of the gene dennd4b, whose product is annotated as DENN/MADD domain containing 4B. Gene Ontology annotation, molecular function: protein binding; serine-type endopeptidase inhibitor activity. The record is from RefSeq and is a predicted model, not a curated record. Gene Ontology annotation, biological process: regulation of Rab protein signal transduction. NCBI's taxonomy places the organism in Eukaryota, Metazoa, Chordata, Actinopteri, Perciformes, Bovichtidae. Gene Ontology annotation, cellular component: cytoplasmic vesicle. The coding region runs from base 144 to 4646 and encodes 1500 amino acids. The transcript is spliced from 29 exons.
GUUGUUGUUUACAGCUUGACGCAGCUCCUCCGAGCAGACAGCGAACAUGGACGUCACAUGUCAGAGAAUGACCGAAACAUGAUCCUGCCAGUUCUCUGUGGGGAAAACCAGCGCAGACAGCAAGUGGAGGACAGACAGGCGGCAUGACGGAGGAGAAAUGUCCCCAGCUGGUGGACUACUUUGUAGUGGCAGGUCUCGACCCUGCGGGACCCUGGAGGCCCCUGGACGAGGAUGGCAAAACCUCCUCCUCCACCUCCUCCUCUUCCUCCAGCCGAGCGGUGGAGUCGGUGACGGACCUGGCGGUGAUCGCCCGCGGCCUCGGGGAGGAGGUGCCGGAGGGCUUCACCUGCAUCGAGAAGACGCUGGGCGGACACUCCGCCGAGCUGAGCGCCGGCCUCAUCAACAACCCUCACCUGUACCUGUGCUACCGCCGGGGGCGAGACAAACCGCCCAUACUGGACCUCGGGGUUCUGUAUGAGGGGAAGGAGCAGCUGAAGCAGAGCUGGUACGUCAUCGAGACGACGCCCUACAGCCGCUCGGCCAGCCUGAGCUCCGGCGGCGCCCCGACGGCUCACCGGGUGUUCCUGACAUACCGGCGGGCUCUGGACUCGCAGGGCCUCCACACACUGGGCGUCACCGAUAUCGCCCUGCUGCUGCCCAGCAAAGGAGAGGUCGCCCCGCACACCUUCUGCCGCGUCGACAAGAACCUCAACACCGGCAUGUGGGGUCCGGCUCUGUACGUCUGCUACAAGCGAGCUGUGGCCAAAGCCAACGCGCUGCUGUACAAAGCCAAUCUGAUCAGCCGCUACCCGCAGGAGGACCUGGAGGCGUUUCCUCUGCCGGAGUCGGUGCCGGUCUUCUGUCUGCCGAUGGGCGUCACCGUGGAGAGCUGGCCUCUGAACACCAAGUACCAGCUGCCCGUCUUCUCCACCUUCGUCCUCACCUCCGCCUCCGGAGACAAGGUUUACGGAGCAGCCAUCCAGUUCUACGAGUCGUUCUCCAGGGAGCUGCUGUCGGAGCGGCAGAGCGUGAGGCUCGGGCUGCUCAGCGUCGUCGACCGGCGGCCGAUCACCAACCGCAGCCUGCAGGUGAAGAAGAGCAUCUGCGUCCUCUCACAGUGGCCCUUCUUCACCGUCUUCCAGAAGUUCCUCACUUUCGUCUACAGAUACUCCAUCUCCGGUCCCCACGUGCUGCCGCUCGAAAAACACGUCUCCAGCUUCAUGCACAACGUCCCGUUUCCUUCCCCUCAGCGUCCUCGCAUCCUCGUUCAGCUCUCUCCGUACGACAACCUGGUGCUCUGCCAGCCGGUGUCCUCGCCUCUGCCGCUCAGUGGUGCGAGCUUCCUGAAGCUGCUUCAGAACCUCGGUCCAGAAAACGCGUGCACGCUGCUGCUCGCCGUCCUCACCGAACACAAACUGCUGCUGCACUCGCUCCGCCCCGACGUCCUCACCUCUGUCAGCGAAGCCCUCGUCUCUAUGAGUUUCCCGCUGCGCUGGAUCUGUCCCUACAUCCCUCUGUGUCCGCUACAGAUGGCCGACGUGCUGCUGGCGCCGAUGCCCUUCAUCGUGGGCGUCCACUCCAGCUACUUCGACCUGUACGACCCCCCCACUGACGUGGUGUGUGUCGACCUGGACACCAACACCAUCUUCCAGUCUGAUGACAAGAAGCCGCUGUCAUGGCGAUCGUUACCACGGAAACACGGCAAGACGCUGUUCAACACCCUCACCAGCCUCCACAAGACGCUGGAGAAGAUUUGCACUCCCGGUCAGGAGGAGGCGACGCUGGAGUUCCUGUUGACCGACUACGAUCAGAUCUACAGGAGUCAGAAGCAGCUGGAGCUGGAGAUCCAGGAGGCGUUCCUUCGCUUCAUGAGCUGCCUGCUGCGAGGAUACCGGACCUUCCUGCUGCCCAUCACCCAGGCACCGUCAGACACCACCACCGACUGCAGCUCGCUGUUCAACCUGCAGGGUUUCCUGAAGUCUCGGGAUCGAACGCAGCAGAAGAUCUACAACCAGCUGACGAGGACGCAGAUGUUCACGCAGUUCGUCGAGGAGUGUUCCUUCGUCAGCGACCGGCACGCCUGCCUCGAGUUCUUUGACGAGUGCGUCCAAAAGGUGGACGUAGAGAAGCCGGAGGAGGUGAGGCUGAUCGAUCUGGACGAGACUCACGGUGGAGAACACACGGUGUUCAUCAUGCCUCCUGAAGAACCUCAAGAACCUGACGGGUCCGAGUGUCCCGCCCUCUACAGCUACGAGACCUUCCCCACUCUGAAGCCGGAGCUGUUUGAGCGGCCUCAGGACACGCUGCGCGUUCCCACGAAGGGCAGCGCCCCCAGCAGCCCCGCCCCGCGCCGCACCAAACAGGAGAUCAAGUUGGCGCAGAAGCGAGCCCAGAAGUACUCUGCGGUGCCGGACAUGUGGUCCAAGUGCCUGCUGGGUCACUGUUACGGCCUCUGGUUCAUCUACCUGCCCACCUUCGUCCGGGCGGAGACCGCCAAGGUGCGCGCUCUGCAUGCGGCCUACGAUGUCCUCAAACACAUGGAGAACCGCAAGGUGGUGCUGCCGGACGAGGUGUGUUACAGGAUCCUGAUGCAGCUGUGCGGUCAGUACGGUCAGCCGGUCCUCGCCGUCAGAGUCCUGCUGGAGAUGAAGAAGGCGGGAAUCACACCCAACACCAUCACAUACGGAUACUACAACAAGGCCGUGCUGGAGAGCAAGUGGCCGUCCACGAGUCAGGGAGGACGUCUUCGCUGGGCCAAGCUGAGGAACGUCCUAUUGGCUGUGGCUCAGUUCAGGCGGCCAAUCAAACGGCGUCACAAGAGCGGAUCAGUGGGGUCACGAGGAGACGCGGCGACGCCCCGCCCCCACUCGACUCUGAUUCGUCAGUCCAGCUGGAGCGGUUUGUCUGAGAGCUCCAGUCACGAGUCUCUGACGGGCGCGAUGGUGAAGAGCAGCAGCCUGAACAGCAUGAGGACGUCCACUGACAAGGUGAAGCUCUGCAAGAAGAGCAUCCUGGGUAACGCGGGGACCAACGGCUGCGGGGACGGCGUCUCUCGUAAGCCUCCGCUGGGACGCAGAGACGCCUCCACCCCGCCCCCGCCCGGUGCUGUUCUGGUUCCGCGGAGCCAGGUGUGCCUCUCCACCUUCUACAAAGAGUGUGCGGAGUCGGCCGACUCGGAGCCGGACUGCAGCUGCCACCCGGCAGAGAGAGACGGCAGACCUGUCGCCACGCGAGACUCGGCUGGCAGGAAUAAAGUCGUGGACGAGAACUAUAACAAUGUCUCCUCCCCGAGUCGAGGAGGCCUGGCGGGGAAACUGCAGCAGCUUCUCACACCGACGAGACACCGAGUGUCCGUGAGACGCGCCGCCAGCGUGGACGACCGGCGGCCGGGGGGAGGAGGGAUCGGACGGAGGGUGUCCGAGCAGCGGCCGUCCAGGAAGGCUCAAGUGGCUGAAACGCUGCUGAAGGCCAAAGAGCGGCUGGUCAGCGCCACCUCAGAGAGUUCACUGUCUGUAGGAAGUGACCUCGACUUGACGGAGACGCCACGUCCAGCCUACGCUCUGCGCCGGUCCUGGGACGCCAACCAGGAGGGGACGGGGCUCGAGGUGUUGAUUUCCAGCUGCUCUCUGUGUCGCAGCUGUAACUCGUUGGUUUAUGACGAGGAGAUCAUGGCCGGCUGGACGUCGGACGACUCCAACCUGAACUCGUCCUGCCCGUUCUGCUGCGCCUCCUUCGUCCCCUUCCUCAACGCCGAGAUCUGUGACCUCGGGUCCGUCGGCAGUGCGGAGCGCACCAACUGGAACGUGGAGGAUGAGGUGGAGAGCGCCGUCCGGCCCCCCAGUGGUCAGGAGGCGUCCCUGCGACUCCAGUGUAACGGUCUGAGCGAGGACUCCAGCUCCGAGACCAGCAGCUACUCCGAGAACAGCAGAACCACCUCGGGUUCGUCAGCGGGCGGCGCCCCCCAGGUGACGGUGGCCUACCUGAGCCCUCUGGUUCUGAGGAAGGAGCUGGAGAGUCUGCUGGAGAACGAGGGCGAGGCGGUGCUGGCCCAGCUCCAGUUCCUGGACAACCACUCCAUCAUCUUCUGGAACCUGCUGUGGUACUUCCAGCGCCUCGGCCUGCCCAGCAACCUGCUGCAGCUGGUCCGAGCCUCGCCGCUGGUCAGCCAGUUCACACAGUUGGACAGCUCAGCAGUGAGGGUGAGGCUCCUCUGGGACACCCUGACCCCCGACACAGACCAGUGGCCCCCCCUCUACAUCCUCUGGAGGAUCCACAGUGGCGUCCCCAUGAGAAGCUACAGCUGGCGGAGACACAACCACCCGUUCACUCUGGCCUUCCUGGAGGAGGUGCUGCGGUGGGUCGGCAUGAACGAGGUGCACAAAGCCGUCACUCUCUUCCUGGACACGCUGGCCAAGCAGCCGGGCUCCGCCUGCACUCAGAGGAGUUUGUACAGAGAGUUCCUCUUCCUCACGCUGGCGGCGAUGGGCAAAGACCACGUCGCGGCGUUCGAUAAGAAGUACAAGGCGGCGUACUCUCGGCUCAGCGGCACUCUGGGGCGCGAGGAGCUCCGGAAGAAGCGAGCGCAGCCUCUCGGCCCCAAAGCCGUCGACUGCAGACGCAGCUUCCACCCGCCGCUCGAGUGCUGAUCAGGAUCCCCACGAUGAGUCCCGCAGCCUCCUGUGAGGGGGGGGGGGUCCCUGCUGCCUUUACCCGCCUGUAUUCUUCACCUCUCUGCCGCCUCCCGGUGGACGCCGGAGCGACGCGCUCCUUCCUGUCCUCCGUCGCUCUGUUUGUGAAUCCAGCAGCUCUUUGUCUUCAUUUAAAGAUGGUGGAAGGUGAUCCGACUGCAGCGCACGGAGCAGAUCUGGACUGAAGAGCUUGUGCACUUCAACAAGCGUGAACAGCUGCGGCGUGGAGGCGUGCGCCGCCUGAAGGCCAGAGGACUGCUGGGAGCUGAGGGUCCUGCAUGUCCAGAGGGAUCCGCUGUCAUCCUCUGUUUCCUCCCGUCUUUUUAAAUACACAACCAGAUGAUUAACACGAGGGACUCUUCUGCAGGACGUCAGAUCGUAGUGUGACCACUGAGGAUUUAGAAACGCUUGCAGAGCACUGAAACACAAGGAAACGUCUCCGUCUGUCUGCGUGUUUGUCCGGCUGAAUGAAAUGUUCUUGACACUUUCAAACGUGUGAUCGAUGGAGAGCGUUGCUUCUCUCCCGACGAAGUGAGAAGCCGUUCACAUCACACUCUCUGAAGCUGUCCGUAUGAAGACACCAGAGUUUAAAGGUUUUAAGCUCUUUUCCACUUUGAACCAUGUUUUGGACUCGACAACUGAAAAGACGCCGACACCCUGCUUCAAAUCAGGAAGAAACAACGAGCACGAAGCUCGUGCAGGAAGUCCAGAGCAGCUGGAAGAUUCACUAAAGUCUAAAGUGUCUCAGGAUGUCGAGGAAACUAAAGGAUCAUCGUUUGUGGAAACUCGAGCUUCAUUCAUGCAGAAAGCUUCAUUUUCUUUACGUCGGCGCUGCUUUCUCCUUCAGGCCCUGAAGGCAACACGAAGCCCAGUCUCACCGUCAGUUCCCUCUGAGCUGAAUCUUCUUCAUCCGACAGGAAGUUCAUUUCCUUCAUUUCAGCUGUUUUUGCCCAAAUCUUGUUUCUGGAUGAUUUUAUCAGCUGGACGCUCAAACCUGUGAUUAAUGUAAUAACUCGUCAAAAUGUCCUUUAAACGUGUUCUGAUUGUUAUGACCUGAUAUCUGUACAAUGUGUAUGAUAACAAAGUGUAGAUAGUUAUUUAUGACUGAAUUAAAGCCAGAGUUUGUGUAAUAAUGUGCUUAUUAAAGGACAUUUUCAUCAGCAGGUUAUUACGUGUGUGUGU